AUGUUGCUCUGUGCUCUUAUUUGUGCUGUCUUCCUCGCAUUUCCUUGGCUCGUCCCAAUUGCUCUUUUGUACCUCGCCUUCCUACUGGUGCUGGAACUUUUCCUUCCUCUCUUGGUGUUGUCUUGUCUCGCCAUUUUUUACUACUACGUUUGGUGUUCAGUUGCUGCAUACUUGAAGAAGUGGUUGGCCAUUGCUGAUUUCAGUUGCGUGUCUCAAGUGGUUGAUGCAAAUCCCACUUUGAUCACCAACUUGCCUGUUCGCCCUCGUUUGGAUGGUGUUGCUGUGUCGUCUCGUGGUGCUGUCCCUGCUGGUGUUUGUGUUUUGCGUGUUGAAGGCGUUGCUGAUGAUGAUGAUGUUGUUGCUGGUGGUGUUGCUGUCUCUGCUGUCUCUGGUGUUGCUGUUUCUGGUGCUGAAGGCGUUGUUGCUGCUGGUGUUGAUGUUGCUGGUGCUGAAGAAGUCGAACCUGAUGCUGUCUCUGUUGGCGAUGAAGGUGCCCAUGUUUCUGUUGGUGGUGAUUUUGUUCCUGCUGGUGGCGAUCCUGUUCCUGUUUCUGUUGGUGACGUCGUUGAGGAUGCUUUUGUUGCUCGUGGUGUGCAUAUUUUGCCUGAAGGUGAUGGCUCUGCUUUUCGUGGUGUUCGCCCUGCUGUUGGUGCUGUUCCUUUUUCUCUUGGUGGCCACGAUACCGAUCCUGCUGUUGUGGUCGCUCCUGAUGCGGAUGAAGACGCUGAUGAUGACCAUGAGGAUGAUGAAGAUGAUGAGGAGGGGGAUGAAGAGGAUGCUGUUGAUGACGAUGCUGAUGACGCUGUUGAUGUUGAUGAUGUUGAUGACGAGCUUGCUUUUUUGAUGGACCACCUGAGUGUGGAGGAUCCGCAUGAUGAGGAUGCCUAUAUGGCACCUCCCUUCGAUCGGCGCUAUGAGGAACCCGUUCCCAUGAUGGAGAUUGACACCGACCCCAUCUCCAUCAUGUUCGCCAACUUGACUUUCCCUCCUUUCCCUACAUUGAUUGACAACGACGACUAUGAUGACCCCAUUGAUGUUGACAUGCCCCUCGUUGAACCUCCUUCUCAACCCGCAACACCUCCACCGUCACCUCCACCAUCACCUACGCCAAUCCCAAUGGAGGUUGAUCACACGCUCCUUUCUCCUCUUCUCAUCCCCACCACCACCACCACCAACACUACCGCUGUCACAACCACCAUUAAUACCGCUACUAUGCCAACUAUGCCAACCACCACUUCCGCCACCACACCUACCACCAGCACUCGCCAUGUCACUCCUAUGCAUACACCACCAACCCCUCCGCAUCCUAUUACUACUACUACCUCUACAACCGCCACUCCUAUGACCCUUGCAACACUCGCUUUUCGUCCUCGACCCUUUAUGAAUACAAAUAAUGCUCGCCUUACUCCUGCUCCUCUCACUCCCGCUACCAACACCAUCAAUAUCCGCAACACCACACGACCACCAUCACCACGUCCGCCACCACGUGGUCACUUACAGCAAGCAAUGCCACAGCCCACAAUGAGACCUGAAGACGCAGCAGCACUUGCGGAGUUGUUGCGUGAAUUGGGGGCUGUGGCAGAGGAGGAGGAUGAAGAUGAUGACCAACAGUGA
Molecule: messenger RNA, 1614 nt
Organism: Lichtheimia ornata
Lineage: Eukaryota; Fungi; Mucoromycota; Mucoromycetes; Mucorales; Lichtheimiaceae
Exons: 4
Coding region: 1-1614 (537 amino acids)
Source: RefSeq, a predicted model, not a curated record